Messenger RNA from Macrobrachium nipponense, 678 nucleotides. Its product is annotated as protein FAM200C-like. The record is from RefSeq and is a predicted model, not a curated record. Bases 1 to 678 code for a protein of 225 amino acids. The transcript has a single exon. Lineage: Eukaryota; Metazoa; Arthropoda; Malacostraca; Decapoda; Palaemonidae.
AUGGGAAGUGAACAUCAGGUGCUUCUCUUCCACACUGAAGUGCGAUGGCUCUCCCGUGGGAAAAUGCUGACACAUAUUGCAGAGCUCGCUGAUGAGAUUGCAAUAUUUCUCCGAGAGUAUCAGAGUGAUUUUGCUGAAAAUUUUGAGGACGAAAUUUUCAUUCUCUCCCUCUCCUACCUGGCAGACAUUUUCGGUCAUCUGAAUGAUCUCAACUUGUCCAUGCAAGGCAUGUUUGCUAAUAAUAUUGAUUGUACAGAGAAGGUAGAAGCCUUCAAGAAGAAAAUAUCACUGUGGAAGCGUCGAAUCCAGGGAGGAAAUGUGGGAAGCUUUCCUAUCCUGGAUGAAAAACAUGGAGACAAGACAAUCCAGCCAAUGCUUGUAGAAAAUAUUGUUGCUCACCUCUCACUCCUAGAGACCACUAUGGCACAAUACUUUCCCAUGGAUCAUUCAUUUCCAGAAUGGAUACAGCAGCCCUUCUUGGCAGAUAUGGAUGAUGAUGAUAACCUAAAGGAGGAGCUUAUUGAUCUGCAGGUGAACCAGGGUUGUCAAAAAAAAUUUCGCACACGACCUCUGUCAGGUUUCUGGUGUGACCAGUUGGUAGCAUACCCUGGAUUAGCAAAGGCAGCGCUGGAAAUGAACAACUGCCCGGAACCGACUUCAAAUUGGGUUGCUUCAUGA